AUGUUUCUUUCUUAUACCCCAAUUUAUAAAACGGCUAUGAAAACAAUAAAAGCAUGCCUCCUCAUUCUAUAUCUUGCAUCAUAUUUUGUUUCUUCCACCUCUACUCAUAACCCACAAGAAUUUUUAUCUUUUUUACAAGCAGAAACCUCAGAAACGUCUUCUAAAUAUGAACCAAAAACAAGCUUAGGAAAACUUGCAGACGGUGUUGAAAAAGUCAAUGAAAACUUAUCAGAUCUUUCAGUACAGCUGGACUCAGCAAUAAAAUCAACAAAUGACCAGCUUGAUUCUACCAUCACCAUGAAUGCACAGCUCUCUACAUCUUUAAUUGAUGGUGAAAUUUCAGAUCUUGAAAAUGAGCUGUUUUGAAUUAAUCACGAUAUAGAUGAGCUAGAAGAAGAACUUGAAAAAUAUAAAAAAGACUGUGACGAAUACACGUCAUGCUCAGCGUGCACUGCUUUUACAAGCUGUGUAUGGUGCAGUUCUGAGCAGCUUUGUGUGGAUGGAGACUCUUCAGGGCCUGAUAAAGAAGAAUGUGAGAGCUUUGAGUAUGGGGAAUGCGCCAAUGAUGCAUGUGAUGGGUAUACAAGCUGCUCUAGUUGCUUGUUGGAUUCAAAUUGUGGAUGGUGUCAAAAUGGAUAUUAUUGCCUUGUAGGGACUGGGGAAGAUACAGGAAGCUGCCAUCCCUCAUUUUAUUAUCAUGCGGAUUCAGAGUCACAAAGCGAGUGUCCUGUACAGUCAAGCUCAUCAGGGGACUCGACGAGUUAUUAUAGUAGUGAAGAUUCGGAAUCGGAAAAAGUCCAGGACUUAGAAAGUAAAAUAAAUGACCUAAAAAAAGAUAAAGCUGUUAUAGAGACUAAAAUAGAAGGACUUGAAGAUGAAAAAGAAGAAAUAUUGGAUAAUGCUCAGGCUGGACUUGACACAGAGCCUGAAGAUAUUUACGUGGAAAAUAAUUUGGAUGGACUAGCAGAAGAUGUUGAUAUGCUGUAUGAAGCUGAAACAGAAGAUGAAAAAGACUUCCAGGAAGCAUUAUGCGAGCUAAAUAAUUGUUCAAAGUUAUUCUAUAAUUUUCAAUUAAUUCUGUUUAUUUUAUAAAAACUUUUUUUUAGGACAUGGCUAUUUAAACAGUUUUGUAGGGAAAAUCAUAAAAAAUUAUAAAAUGAAUACUCUUGAAGAAAAAUCCAAGAGUCGCAUUAUGGGAUGAAGCAACAGAAACAGUGACAGACGAGACAAGUGAAAUAAUUCAGAAUAGGACCGAUACAGUCAAUGAAGAAAUCGAUAUGUAUGAAGAUGCUAUUUUGCAGUCUUUGGAAGAUGCAGAUGAGCAUUUAACAGAAGAAAUCAAUGAGCUUUCACAAAGUGUUGAUAAUCUUGGAUAAUAAUAAAAUGGCUCAGUGCGGAAUUAGUUCUCUCCGAGAACUAUUUCCUUCCCUCGCUUUUAUUAUUGUGGGGUUCAGUUUUCCACGUGGCCUUUUAUCCGCAACACCAAUAUGGAAUACCGCAUAGGGUAUUCAAUUGGUCCAGGAUGCUAAGGACAUCUGGGUUUCUGCUUGACACACCUGAGGAGGGUGACCCUUAGGCGGAACACGCGCAGGAGUCAAGUUCAGGCGAGGCAACGCUGCCGGUGCGAGAUUUCUUGCCCAGCUGAGGGCGGAACUUUAUAGAAAUGGCUUGGUCGGGCUAACCGGUCCAAGAUUGCUUGGUGACGUCACCAGUCGGGAGUUAAAAGGAUGGGCUUAAGCAUGCCUAAAUCAUCCUGCUGAAGAAAUCAAGACACCUUAAAUACCUAAGUAACUAAGUAAGUAAGUAAGUUGAUAAUCUUGGAAACACCAUUGAUGAAGCAAUUGAGCUUGCAGAUGAAGUUGAUUAUUCAAAUGAAGAAAGUGCUGAAGAAGAUACAGCAGAAACUGCUACCGAUGAAGACGCUGAGGUUAGCGAAGAGGAAGAAACAGGAGCAGAUUCAGUAUCAGCAGAAGAUAGCAGUGAAGAAGAGGAGUCUGAAGAAGAGCAAGCAGAAAGCACAGAGAGCACUGAGAGCACUGAAAGCACUGAAAGCACAGAAAGUGAAGAAGAAGAAGAGGCCGUAGAUAGCUCUUCAACUGACACAAGCACAACUGAGCAGAAUAGCGAAGAGAAUUCUCAAUCAACUGACUCAUCACUUGGAAAAGAAGAAAAUUUGCUUGGCUCAUAAGAUGCUGGUAUAUAAAUUUUUAUUAAAACCAAUUUUUUGACUCUAAUUGCAAAUUUAUUAAAUUUCAUAUAAUGGUUAAUUUUUCAAAAAAAAUUAAUUAGCUUUACUUCUUUCCAAGCAUUAAGGGAGUGAGGGUAGUGAAGACGAAAGUUUAGCUGAAGAAAGUAGUGAAGAAAGCGCAUAA
Molecule: messenger RNA, 2372 nt
Organism: Blepharisma stoltei
Lineage: Eukaryota; Ciliophora; Heterotrichea; Heterotrichida; Blepharismidae
Source: the annotation of a GenBank genome assembly